Messenger RNA from Tuber melanosporum (Perigord truffle), 615 nucleotides. RefSeq lists its product as uncharacterized. The transcript is spliced from 2 exons. Bases 1 to 615 code for a protein of 204 amino acids. Lineage: Eukaryota; Fungi; Ascomycota; Pezizomycetes; Pezizales; Tuberaceae. The record is from RefSeq and is a predicted model, not a curated record.
AUGAAGUCGAGUACGAUCGCCUUCGUGCCCGUAAUCGCCCACGAACAAGCCCGCCUGCGCACAGACUGCUUCGCUCGCUCUCGUGAAGCCUACGUUAAUGGCGACGGUGCAGCAGCCCACAACCUGAGCGAGGCCGGCAAGCGCCACGGAGCCUCAAUGGAAAAGUACAAUGCUCAAGCCCGCGACUACAUAUUCCGCGCCAACAACGUGCACUUACCCCCCGAUACCAUAGACCUCCACGGAUUGUACGUCGAGGAGGCCGAGGAGAUCCUCGAGAAGAGGAUUGAUGCGGCGAGGGGUAGGAGGGAAGGGCACUUGAACGUUAUUGUGGGUAGGGGGAAUCAUUCGGUGGGUGGAGUUAGGAAGAUUGGGCCUGCGGUAAUGGAGUUGUGCAGGAAGCGGGGGCUGAAGGUUGAGGAGGAGGUGGGGAAUUGGGGGAAGUUGAUUGUUACGCUUGGACAGGGUGGGGGUGGAGAGCAGGGUUAUGGGAGGUAUGGAAAGCAGCAGCCACAUCACCAGCAACAACAGGGACCACCAAACGACUUGGAAGAGCCUGCCAGAAGGGCUGUCCCAAAGAUUUUCACAAAGCUCCAGGGUUGCUGUAUCAUUUGUUGA